Messenger RNA from Podarcis lilfordi (Lilford's wall lizard), 8111 nucleotides. NCBI's taxonomy places the organism in Eukaryota, Metazoa, Chordata, Lepidosauria, Squamata, Lacertidae. The record is from the annotation of a GenBank genome assembly.
AUGGAAGACCAAAAACAAAUAGAGCGAUUUGUAUUAAUUCAUUUUUUGGGGCCAGUGCAGCCAAUUAGAGCAGAGCAAGUCCUUACUCUGGCCUUACCAGCUGCCUGUUGUUAAAGGUCCUAAGUGCAUACUUCCUGUCAACAAUGACGGGGUUACUGUCUGCUUGACUAUAAUCAAUGGAUAAUGCAAUAAGAAACUGAUUUACGUUUCCGCCCUGAGGCGGAAUGGGAUUGUAUGAUCUGCAGGGUGCUAUUACUAUUGAGGGAACAGAAUCCUUCAAGGAAUAGAACAGCUGGCGGCAAAGUUCAGUUUGGCAUAUCAGACAGGCAGUAGCCGGGUGGAGCACUGCUGUGUAAAGAGCAAAAAUGAAAACAGACUAGGUAAGCGUUGAUGUUAAAUAUAUGUCUGACGGGAGAAGCUGCUUUUGUGGGUGCAUCUUAGAACGUCUUCUAGUAGGUUGGAAGUUUCUGAGGAUUUCAAUUUUGAAAGAGACUUUGUCUGGCAUUGUUUGUGGUAAUAGAUCCAUUUCUGUGCCACACAGAUAAGACCACACACUCAUGAAAUGCAUCAGCUAAUCUGAACUUGACUACUAUAUGCACCUUGUGUACUCGGUCACUAUUAAAGAAUUCUAGUGAUUUUAUUAUGAAAAUGCUUUCAGAGGGACCCCUUCCUACACACCCAUCUUUUACUACUGUUAAUCAUUUUGGUUAUGAUGAAUGUGAGCGUGUGGCUUAGAGAGUGACCCUGUGCACGUUUACUUGGAAGCAAGUCUCACUGUGGAUGAGGUUUAUUCCCUAGUAAGUGUACUUAGGAGUGAAGUCCAAUGGUCCAGACGUGUAAAAGAGAUAAUUAUUCAUUCAGAGAUCAUCACGUGCUAUUUGUGUAGAGCUGAGUUAGAAUUUGCAUAUGUGCCAUGUCUCCUUGAAAUAAAUUAUGGGAUGCUGCUACAGCUCCAUAGAAUAUUGUGGAACAGCCCUUUUUCAUGCACCCCUGUGGUAUGUCUUCCAGUGUUUUAGAAUAUUGAUCUGGCUACUUUUAACUCAAUGGAUAAACCUCCGUCCAAAUACUACUGGAGGUAUAGCUUGAGGCCUCUGAACACAGGAUAUAUAGGAGAUGAUUGGAGGUGGGGGAAGAGGUGCUCAUGAAAAAUGUAUUCCUGAUACAGCAUACAUCUCUCCAGUUUAUCAGUAACUACACUUAUGUAUGUUUAUAACAUGCUUUUGCUUGCCUUAAGGAAAACACAGUUAAAACUAUAGACACUAACGCUUUUGAGGCAGGAUGUUCUCCAUAUCAGAUCAGAAUUAAGUGAAUACUAACAGGACAAUCCAAUGCAUGUUUAUUAAGAGUUAAGUCUCAGUGUGUUCAGUGGAGCUUCCUUCCAGGUUAAGUAUGCAUGGGAUUGUCGCCUUAAUCUAUACUGUAUAUUAUCUCAGGCCUUUGGCCUUUUAAACCGUGGGGUUAUUGUUUUUGUUUGUUGUUAUGAGAUGUAUUUUUGUGUUUUUAUAUUGAAAACCACCCAGUGAUCUUAAUAAUAAUUGUAUACGAACAAAAUUUCAUAAUUUAAUUCUCAUGCAAUAUCUAGGCUUCAUUUAUUUAUUUUGACUCACCAUGAUAUUCGACAAUCAAAAUAGCUGAGGGUGAAGACAGGCAUUCUAGAGACUCAGCUAUGCUAGUAAAGAAACAGCGAUUUGUAUUUUCUAUAAACAUGCAACACCAGAUGGCGCCAGAGAGCAGGAAGUUUUAAAACACAAUUUUCUAUAGAGAUUUUUUUUCUUUUGCUGUAACAAUCUAAUUCCGGCAUAGGCAAACUCAGCCCUCCAAAUGUUUUGGGACUACAACUCCCAUCAUCCCUGAACACUGGUCCGGUAAGCUAGGGAUAAUGGGAGUUGUUGUCCCAAAACAUCUGGAGGGCCGAGUUUGCCAAUGCCUGAUCUAAUUUAUGACUUAUUUAUAGCAUUCCCCCCUGUGUCUAGAUCCACCCUAAGUGUGGUAACAAAUACAUGAAAAGACUUGGUGCAUUUCAAGUCACGUGCUUGCAAGGUGGAGGGAAUGUGCUGAAGCACCCUCCGUUACCCUUUAAAACGACUUGUCUAUACCCCUUAAAAUUGUGCAGCUUGACUGAACUAUACGGAAUAGCGAUAAUAUAAAAUUACCCCAUUUGUUGGUUACGUUAUUUUGUUAGUUCCCUGGAAUAUCUUGUGUGUCUGUGUGUUUACGGGAAUGAGGAAGUAAAAGUGAAAGAGAGAGAUGGCACAUGAGACACACGGUGAUAGGGUUAGAAUGAGUGUGUUAAGGACCAAAAGUUCAUCCAUAUCUCUUUUGCUUUCAUUCUGAAUCUUCAGCAAACCUGCUUUCCAGUUAUGUUCUGCAUCCUUGAUGAGCAGUGGCGUAGCGUGGGGGGUGCAGGGGGGGCCGGCCGCACCGGGCGCAACAUCUGGGGGGGGCGCGCUCGCACUCGCAGCUCUCUGCCCCUACCUGGCUCACUCACUCUCUCUCACUGCAGUGCUGGCUGUGUGAAUCCGAUCCGAGCCGCUGGGUCGCCGCCCACUGUGGAGGGGGUGGGUGCCAGGCGUGCGGUGCGGAGAGAGAGCGAGGGACUAUCUGGGGGAGGGACAGUGCAGCGGCCGCCCUGCGCAGCGCUGAGCGCGGGAGAGAACCACACCAGACCAGACCAGGCAGCAGCAAGAAGAAGCUGGCAGCGGCGGCAGGUUAGGGGUUAGGGAGCGCAAAUUACUUGCCUUGCCCCGGGUGCUGACAACCCACGCUACGCCGCUGUUGAUGAGAACGACAUGCUUGUUGAAACAAAAGGCGAGGUUGUCAUGAUGCAAUGAGAGAACGGGCACGGGAACUCUGCAGCUUUCUGUUAGAGCUGCUGACCUAGCUCUGCAGCAAUAAUGGUUGGACAGUGAUUGUUAUGUUCCAUUGGCCAUAAAGACACUCCCCCUGCUCUCAGAUACUUGAUCUGGAAUUUGGAAUAGGAGCUCUCUUUCCUGCAUACUCUGUUUUAUCUGCGACAAAAAAAAGUUCCGCCUUCCUUGUUGGGCUGCAAAGCAAAGUAAACUUCCCUAUUUGAAGCUGCCUCUUCCUUUCCCGCCCUGACCCUUUGAAAUAAUACUCUGAACAGCUAGAAGGCAACACGGCGCUGAAGUUGGUUCCUCAUUCAGUUUUUUGACAGAAUUACAAGCCUGGUAGAUGAAGGGAACGCAGUGGAUGUAGCCUACCUUGAUUUCAGCAAGGCAUUUGACAAGGUGCCCCAUGAUAUUCUUGUAAAGAAGCUGGUAAAAUGCGGUCUUGACUAUGCUACCACUCAGUGGAUUUGUAACUGGCUGACUGACCGAACCCAAAGGGUGCUCAUCAAUGGUUCCUCUUCAUCCUGGAGAAGAGUGACUAGUGGGGUGCCACAGGGUUCUGCCUUGGGCCCGGUCUUAUUCAACAUCUUUAUCAACGACUUGGAUGAUGGACUCAAGGGCAUCCUGAUCAAAUUUGCAGAUGAACCAAACUGGGAGGGGUGGCUAACACCGCAGAGGACAGGAUCACACUUCAAAACGACCUUGACAGAUUAGAGAACUGGGCAAAAACAAACAAGAUGAAUUUUAACAGGGAGAAAUGUAAAGUAUUGCACUUGGGCAAAAAAAUGAGAGGCACAAAUACAAGAUGGGUGACACCUGGCUUGAGAGCAGUACAUGUGAAAAGGAUCUAGGAGUCUUGGUUGACCACAAACUUGACAUGAGCCAAUAGUGUGACGCGGCAGCUAAAAAAGCCAAUGCAAUUCUGGGCUGCGUCAAUAGGAGUAUAGCAUCUAGAUCAAGGGAAGUAAUAGUGCCACUGUAUUCUGCUCUGGUCAGACCUCACCUGGAGUACUGUGUCCAGUUCUGGGCACCACAGUUCAAGAAGGACACUGACAAACUGGAACGUGUCCAGAGGAGGGCAACCAAAAUGGUCAAAGGCCUGGAAACGAUGCCUUAUGAGGAACGGCUAAGGGAGCUGGGCAUGUUUAGCCUGGAGAAGAGGAGGUUAAGGGGUGAUAUGAUAGCCAUGUUCAAAUAUAUAAAAGGAUGUCACAUAGAGGAGGGAGAAAGGUUGUUUUCUGCUGCUCCAGAGAAGCGGACACGGAGCAAUGGAUCCAAACUACAAGAAAGAAGAUUCCACCUAAACAUUAGGAAGAACUUCCUGACAGUAAGAGCUGUUUGACAGUGGAAUUUGCUGCCAAGGAGUGUGGUGGAGUCUCCUUCUUUGGAGGUCUUUAAGCAGAGGCUUGACAACCAUAUGUCAGGAGUGCUCUGAUGGUGUUUCCUGCUUGGCAGGGGGUUGGACUCGAUGGCCCUUGUGGUCUCUUCCAACUCUAUGAUUCUAUGAUUCCUUCCUUGCAUGAACUUGCCGAACACAGCUCAAGUCAGAAAAGUUUAAAAGAUAAGGAUUCUAUGUUCCUGAACCCCAGAAUGAGCUUUGGUCUACCCCAUAUCAUAUUUUGUUUAUUUCAUAAAAAUUACCGGUAUACAUGGCUUGACUGGGGGGGGGGACCCCUUUGAGUGGUUAACAAAACUAAUAAAACAAAACAAAACAAAAAAAACAUCUAUUUAAAACAUAGUAAUCUAAGCAGGUGUUUCCACUGCUCUCUAGUAGCCUUAUGCAGCCCAUUGUCUCUUCUUUCUUUUGCCUCUGGAAGAAAUAAGGGGAACGCAGGUCUUAACUUAAGCAGCUGGUAUGCAGAAUCAAUCACCAGUACUGGGGCAUUGAUACCCAGGCAUAAUGGCUGGUAUUUAAUGCUACUGCUACUCAGAUUAGACCUACUGAAGUUAAUGGACACGCCUAACCUAGGUUCAUUGGGCGUGGUUCACCUAAGUAGCUCUGCCAAUUUGGAAUCUUAGGUGAAAAGUUAGUACGUUGAUUUCAGUGAACUUAGGCACAUAAAUAUGAUCAGGCAGCUUUUUAAGGCAGGAAUUAUAUUGAUGCAAUCAUGGAUAAGCUACAGCUGUGAACUUUUCUGGCCCGGUAGCUGUUAAAGGCACAGACCCAGUGUGAGGAGAAGGUAUUUUCCCAUCUGAGUGGUGUAGUCAGCUUCAGAUGCUGAGUUGUGUACAUUUGUUGAUUGUGUGGAAUAGAAAACGUGAAUCGUUUUCAAAUUGUACAGUCCAGGGAAUGUCAAUUUUAUAUUUGCCCUUCAGUGCAAAAUCUGAUUUAAGGGCCGCCUUUGCAUUAUACAUUUUAAACAGUACCGGGCCACUUUAAACAGUCAUGGUUCCCCUCAAAGGAUCCUGGGAGCUGUAGUUUGUUAAAGGUGCAGAAAGUUGUGAGGAGACCCCUGUUCCCCUCAUGGAUCUACAAUUCUCAGAGUGGCUGAACAGUCAGUCCCAAGGAAUUCUGGAGAUUGUAACUGUGUGAGGGGAACUGGGGACUCAGAAACCACAGCUGCCAGGAUUCUUUGAGGGAAGCCAUGUAUGCUUAAAGUGGUAUGAUACUGCUUUAAAUGUGUUGAUGUGCAGAUGGGACCUAAGACUCAACAUCCUCCCUGUGAAUGCUGCUGGGAUUUAUACCGAUAGCUUCCAGGGAAGGAGGACAAGGCAGGCAUUCUUUGCCCUAGCAAUUGAUCAUCAUGGACAAACAGCAAGCUGUCCAGCGUUGUAGCUGCAAUUGAAGAAAGUGUUGCUGGUCAGACAAAACAAGUUAAACCAGUUGACUGAUCUAGUCUGGGAAAUCGUACAUUCCUAAAAAAACCUACAGCUUGUGUGUUCGAGGCUUCUGGUCUUGAAACCCCACUGGAAGAAAAAAACCAGAAAGAAGCAGUUUCUGAGGAGAAACACGAGCAGGGGAAAGGUUGAAUGCCCACUUUCCUGUGUGCCUUUGCUUUGUAAAGAUUUGGUGGCUGGUCUGCUGCUGUCUUCUGUAUGGUUUGUCUGGCCUGGACCUUGACUAAUAUUCUUGGCAAUGUGGCCUCUUGGUAACUGACUUUAAGAAGAGUACUUCUUGGGUGGCAGCAGACUCAGCUUUGAACACUGUAUUUUCCCACCUCAUCCCUGUUUCAUUGACUGCUUUUUAGGACUUUUGUACCUCUGGUUCAUUCAAGACUCUGUGCGAGAACCAGUUAUGGGUGGGGGUAAGUAUUUGAUUCUAUUUAUGUUGGAAAGGGUUGUUUUGAAGUUGAACCAGUAAAGAAUAGGUGAAAUGACUAUCUUGUGCUGGAAUUAUCACCAUCAUCAUUAUUGCAAGGUUUGAAACCCCACCAGUUGUUCUGCAGGCAUGGUCAUUCGGAGUAAAUAUUGGUUUAUGAAGAGAGUAGUGACAGUUGGUGGGAACUGUGCCGAAAGAAUAAAAGAAAUAUUAAAUAUUAAUUGCUUUGUUAUAUUAAUUGCUAGUCAUAAGGUUAGUCUGUCUUUGUACAAGGAAAUCACUUGGAGUUUUAGUAUGUUACGGGGCUGGUAGGAGAGGACUCAGACUAUUGUAGUAGUAGCAGCAGUAGUAGUAGUAAUUUAUACCCCGCCCAUUUGGCUGGGUUUCCCAUCCACUCUGGGCGGCUCCCAACAGAAUAUUAAAAACACGAUAAAACAUCAAACAUUAAAAACUUCCCUAAACAGGGCUGCCUUCAGGUGUCUUCUAAAAGUCAGAUAGUUGUUUAUUUCCUUGACAUCUGGUGAGAGGGCAUUCCACAGGGUGGGCACCACUACUGAGAAGACCCUUUGCCUGGUUCUAUUCUAGAAUAUGUGGAGAGGGGAUGUGUCUGUCGUCAGUAGCAAUUUUCCCAUCUCCAAGGAAUAUCAGGACUGGAGUACAUUAUAGGAAGCCUCAGGUGUCACUCUUGCUUCUGGUGACAGGAGGGGAAAGAAUGGCAGUGUAUAGACCAUCUCGGUUGUGAGUCUUAGAAGAUCUCCCUGCCUUGCAGGCCUUUUCCCGCCUGGCCUGAUCUUAAUUUUAGAUCUCCUUUUGAUUUAUGUUGAAAUUGUUCAAUUGGGUUGUGUACUUUUUGAUGUUUUAGUUAUUGUUUAUGGCUACUUUUGUUAUAUUUGUAAUUAUGUGAUUUCCCCCCGUGUUGUAAGCCACCUUGAGCAUGGAAAGGCGGCAUACAAAUAAAAUGAUGUCUGUUUGUACAGUGGAAUAGAAUGGAGAUACUGGGGUGUGUUGGACUUAAAUUUCUUCAUUGUGUCUCAGUUCUUCAUGCUACCACUGCCUCUUUUUCCCCCUUCGCCUAAUUAUUUUUUAAAAACAUGUGCUUAAGCCCUUUCAGAUUUAAAUCCAAGCCACACAACAAAUACAGUUCUCAGAUACCAUAGUGGAACAUACCGUACUCUUUUCUUCAGAUAUGUGUCCAUCAGUCACACUUUUAGCACUCUGCUCUGAAUUUCUGUUGGUAGACUUCCUACCACAGCAUUGACAACGGCUACGUCAGAGAAGGGCCAUGUUGUCAGGGGUAUAUAGAGGUCCUGGAAGUGUGCUUUAAGGGUGAGGAAUGGGCUCAAAGGGGUCAGGUUGUGAUGAAUGAUGCCUGCUUUUCAGGUGCAAUUCCGCAUCUUGAAUAAAAAAAAGCAUCUAAGAACACAGCAAAGUAAAAAAUUAUAGAACACCAAUUAGCCAUGAUUACAACAGUAGGGUGUUUUAUUUUAUUUUUUGUUUAGCCUGAUCACCUUGUGGGAGAGCUCCUUUCCUCCACACUUGCAGGGCCCAUGGGCUGCAAAUGCUAAAGAUUAAAAAUAAAAUAAACAGUGGUAAGCAGAAGAUGGAUUAUGGUGCCUAGUGAGAUUCUUGCAAAGAAUGCAGGACUAGAAUCUGAUCCUGAUUCAAAAAAGCACUUCUUAUGCAAGAACAUGGGUGCAUACAUAGGAUUACUUUAUGAUUUAAUUAUACUUUAUAUAUUAACAGACCGCUCUCUUGCGCCAUGAAUUAUAAACCCACCAAUAGACCCUAAAGUCAUCCCACACUCCUGUCAUACAAGCCAACUCAGCUACAAACUUGCUUCAUUUUGUCCAUGACAGUGCACCCACUUCAAUUGGUGAUUCUUUGUCAGCUCUGUUUUCUUUGUAAAUGAAAACGGGCAGUCAAGAGAUUCUCCUUUCCUAUCUUCUUGUUGACAAGGGGGCCAACAAAGGAAGAAGCUCACCAUGUCUCUCUCUACUAGAUGA